Molecule: messenger RNA, 2928 nt
Organism: Xenia sp. Carnegie-2017
Lineage: Eukaryota; Metazoa; Cnidaria; Anthozoa; Malacalcyonacea; Xeniidae
Product: xaa-Pro aminopeptidase 1-like
Exons: 24
Coding region: 512-2371 (619 amino acids)
Molecular function (GO): metalloaminopeptidase activity
Source: RefSeq, a predicted model, not a curated record
GAAUCUUACCAUUAUAUCUUCAACCGUCUUUCGCCAUCGUUUCCAGACUCCGCCCAGGAUCAUCGCUCACGAUGUGCUUCCACUUUUUAUGAAAAAUGAAAAAGAGUAACUGAUGCAUUUUAUUCAAUAUUAGGUUAAUGUAUUAUUUUUUGUAUUUUACUCAUAUGACUUACGAAAAAAUAUUUACCUCUGAGAAUAAUUGAAUGUAUUGUAUUUCAUAAUUCAUUUCUACGUAAAACUUAGAAUCGUGACUUUUAAGUUUAAGGGUCAACUUUUUUUGUUAAAUACAUAAACGCUUCAGUUAAUUUAUUGUUUCAGUCAUCUGUCAUGCAAACAACAAAAUACUGCUUUCAAUUCCGAGAAACGAAGAAUAUAAUACAAGAUGACAUUAUUUCCAUACGAAGACGCGAAGCCGAUUUCAUUUUUCAAAAUCUUUUCUUUUAAAGUUUUACGCACCCAGAGAGGGUAGUACUUUUUCAUACUUCCCCAACAAUCAAGCUUUUAACUUCCAAUGCAAAUGGCUAAAUCGACGGGUGAAAUAUUGAAGAAACUGCGAGCAGUAAUGAAGAACAAAGCAUACGUUCCCGAAAUCUUCUCAGCUUACAUUGUACCGAGUGGAGACGCUCAUCAGAGUGAGUACAUUGCCCCAUGUGACAGCAGAAGGGAAUUUAUUUCUGGAUUCAGUGGCUCAGCAGGAACAGCUGUAGUGACAGAAAACAAAGCCCUAUUAUGGACAGAUGGUCGCUACUUUUUACAAGCUCAAAAACAGCUUGACAACAAUUGGACUUUAAUGAAAGACGGAAUCAAAGACACUCCAGCUAUAGAAGACUGGAUUGUUAAGGAACUCAAAGCUAAUAGCUUUGUUGGAGCUGAUCCAUGGUUGAUGUCAUUUGAAAAAUGGGAAAACAUAAGAAAGAAACUGAAACAUUACGGAAUAUAUUUGGUGAAGUCAAAUGAAAAUUUGGUGGAUAUCGUCUGGCGAGAAUAUGGCAAACCAGAGAUGCCUAAUGAUUGUGUGUUCAUCCAACCUCUGAGCUAUUCAGGGCAAAAAUGGAAAGAAAAAGUUUUGCGUGUUCAAAGGAAGAUGAAGGAAAAGAGUGUCAUCGCUGUUGUGUUGACAGCUUUAGAUGAAAUAGCAUGGUUGUUUAAUCUACGUGGAUCAGACAUCGCUUACAAUCCGGUGUUUAUGGCUUAUGCAAUUGUCACGUCUAAAGAGGCUUUCUUGUUCAUCGAUGAUUCAAAGCUUAGUGAGGAUAUCUAUGAGCAUUUGGGAAUAGCAGGUGGUAAUCGUCAUUCGGAAGUGACCGUAAAACUAAAAUCAUACGGUGAUCUUGCCCGAGCAGUCGAUCAGUUGGUGAACUUGUCUGAUGGAAAAAUUUGGAUAAGCCGAUCAUCUAGCGCUGCUUUGAACAUGUUAGUUCCCAAGAACAGAAGAGUAGCAGAAAUGUCACCAGUUGCUAGACUCAAGGCGAUCAAGAAUCCUGUCGAAAUUCGUGGAAUGAAAAAUGCUCAUAUAAAAGACGCAACCGCUUUGUGUCAAUUUUUUUGCUGGUUGGAAAAAGAGGUACCAAAAGGAAAACAAACUGAGAUAAGCGCGGCAGAAAAACUGGAAAGUUUUCGACGUGAGCUGGAUGAUUUUGUAAGUCUGAGCUUUGCAACUAUAUCGGCCUCAGGACCCAACGCAGCUAUAAUUCAUUACAGGCCUUCUGAUAGCACAAAUCGCAGACUCACUGUUGACGAAAUGUACUUAUGUGAUUCCGGUGCGCAAUUCAGAGAUGGGACAACAGACGUUACUCGGACGUUUCAUUUUGGAAAGCCAAGUGAUCAUCAAAAGAAAUGUUUCACCCGUGUGCUGAAAGGCCAUAUAGCAUUAGCAAAAGCUGUUUUUCCAAACAAAACAAAAGGUUCUAGAAUUGAUUCAUAUGCAAGGUACAGUCUUUGGGAAGGCGGGUUGGAUUACAGACACGGUACGGGACACGGAGUCGGAGCCUUUCUCAAUGUACAUGAAGGACCUCAAGGGAUUGGGACGCGAACUAAUGACGAACCGCUGGAAGCUGGUGUUUUUGUUUCAGACGAGCCAGGAUAUUAUGAAGAUGGCGCAUUUGGCGUGAGAAUCGAAAGCGUGAUUUUAGUAAUACCGGUGACUUUGGAGAAUAACUUCAUGGGAGGCGGAUUCAUUGGAUUUGAGCCGGUAACUCUGUUUCCGAUACAAACAAAAAUGUUGGUUCCUUCAAUGUUGACUCGUGAUGAGGUUGAUUGGUUAAAUUACUACCACGAGAAAUGCCGUGAAACUAUUGGUCAAGUUCUGCUCGAGCAAGGCAAAAUGGAUGCGCACCGCUGGUUAGUGAAGGAAACUGAGCCUCUGGGUUAAUUUAUUUAAAACGAUGCAAUAAAUAAUGUUCAUAACUAAUUAAUAAAUAUUUUUUACCACCUUUAUAAUUCUUUGCUUGCAAAAAGUCAUUGAUAAAACUAAAAUGGUGGCAAGUUUAGACUUUUUAAGACUAUAAUCUGCAACGUUUCUCGUCAUUUACAGCACUCGUACGAGAAAAUCUCUCAAAUGCAACAAACAAUGCUUUCUUUUCGAAAACCUUGUCUUAUGUACAUUCACAUCAAUAACAUCGAUGUAAUUUGCAUUAUAAAGUAUCGACAAUAUCGAUGUGAUGUGCUUUAAGGUAUUGAUAGAAUCGAUGUAAUUUGCAUUAUAAAGUAUCGGUAAAAUGGAUGUGAUAUGCAAUACCUAAUCUGUAAUAUCGACAACCCAAUAACGGAUACCGAUGAUUCUCUUUCAAUCCGCCAACAUGGACGUAUAAGAGAGAAGAAUAAUCUAUAACCUUAAAAAGGUGUACUUACGGCUUGUGUUGAUUGAUCAUUAAUAAGUGUUAUAUCGAUCUUGAUGGAAUAAAAUGGAUUUCACUACCUUUCCAUUGA